This is a messenger RNA of Lodderomyces jiufengensis, 2409 nucleotides long. It is a transcript of the gene FLC1, whose product is annotated as putative flavin adenine dinucleotide transporter. Bases 1 to 2409 code for a protein of 802 amino acids. The record is from RefSeq and is a predicted model, not a curated record. Gene Ontology annotation, biological process: transmembrane transport; fungal-type cell wall biogenesis. The transcript has a single exon. NCBI's taxonomy places the organism in Eukaryota, Fungi, Ascomycota, Pichiomycetes, Serinales, Debaryomycetaceae.
AUGCAAAAUUCUCAAAUUACUCCACAAUAUUUCAAUGUUACUUUUAAUCCAGAUGAUAGAUCAUUAAGAUAUGCAUUAGAUUUAACUACAGAUAUAAGUGCAAGAGUAACAGCUCAUGUUCAAGUUUAUGCUUAUGGAUUUUUAAUUAUUGAAAAAGAUGUUGAUAUGUGUACUAUAGGUUGGAAACAAUUUUGUCCUAUUUAUCCUGGUACUUUACAAAUUAAUAGUGUUACAUAUAUUAGUCCUACUUAUACAAGAAUGAUUCCUGGUAUAGCUUAUCAAGUUCCUGAUAUUGAUGCAGUUGUUAAAAUUAUUGUUAGAGAUCAAAGUACUGGUGAACAAUUAUCUUGUAUUCAAUCUGGAUUUUCAAAUGGUAAAACUAUAAAUCAAACUGGUGUUAAAUGGGCAACAGCAGUUAUUGCAGGUUUAGGUUUAUUAAUAGCUGCUAUAUUAUCAACUUUUGGUAAUUCAAAUGCUGCUUCUCAUAUUUCUGCAAAUUCAGUUAGUUUAUUCUUAUAUUUUCAAAGUGUUGUAGUUGUUUCAAUGCAAGCAGUUGAAAGAAUGCCACCAAUUGCAAGUGCAUGGGCUGAAAAUUUAGCUUGGUCAAUGGGAUUAAUUCGUAUUACUUUUAUGCAAAAAAUAUUUAGAUGGUAUGUUCAAUCAACUGGAGGUACUCCAACUACUUAUUUUAUAUCUGAAGUUAAACAAAUUUUGGUACAAAAAAGGAAAAGAUCUCAAGAAUAUCUUUAUGGAGAAAUUGGUGAAAAUGUAGUUGAUUAUGUUUAUGGUUUAGGUAAAAGAGCUUUAGAUUAUUCAUUAGAAUCAAAUAAAAAUUUAAUUGUUUUAAGAGGUAUUAAAAGAAUUGGAUAUAAUACUCAUAUUGAACCAACAUCAAUUGUACCAACUGGGUAUACAUGGUUUGUUUUGAUGGGUUAUUUAUUAGUUGUCUUGUUGGUUUUGAUUAAAUCAUGUAUUGUUUUAUUAACAAGAGCUAAAAAGAUUAACACAAAUAAUUUUACUAUAUUUAGAGGUAGUUUCAACAAUAUUGUUAAAGGUUCAAUAUUAAGAUAUAUUUAUAUUGGAUCAACACAAUUAAUAUUAUUUUCAUUAUGGGAAUUUACAAGAGUUGAUUCAGCAGCAGUUGUUGUAUUAGCUUGUUUAUUUAUAAUAUUAAUAUUUGGAAUGAUUGGUUGGUCAUUAUUAAAAGUAUUAAGAAUAGGUCAUCAUUCCAAAAAGAAGUUCAAUAAUCCAGCUGCUUUAUUAUAUGGUGAUAAUAAAGUUUUGGAAAAAUACGGUUUUUGCUAUACUAUGUUCCAUGCAGAUAAAUAUUGGUUUGGUAUAGUUUUAAUUGGUUAUAAUGUUUGGAAAUCAGUAUUUAUUGCAUUUUGUCAAGGAUCAGGAGCUGGUAAAGUUUCAGUAUUUCCUGUUUUUAUUGCUGAUUUGGCUUAUACAAUUUUCUUAAUUUGGAAAUCACCGUAUUUAAAUAAACCAACAAACAUACUUAACUAUAUGGUUGCAAUUGUCACAACUAUAAAUUCAUUUUUGUUUUUAUUUUUUUCAGAUUUAUUCAAUCAAGCAGCUCCAGUUAGUUCAAUAAUGGGUUGGAUAUUUUUUGUGCUUAAUGCUGCUUUUUCAUUAAUUUUAUUAAUUUUAAUUAUUGUUUUGAUUGUGUUUUCCAUACUUUCUAAAAAUCCAGAUGCAAGAUUUGCACCAGCAAAAGAUGAUCGUUUUUCAUUCCAAAGAAAAUCAUCCAUUAAGAAUAAAAGAAAAUCAGCAAUGUAUGCUGGUGGAAACGGAGCUGCAGGAGGUGCUGGAGCAGGAGAAUUAGCAGCUUUAGGAAUAGCGGCACAAGAUCAUUCACAAGAUUGGGAAUCACAAAUGUAUAAAUUAAAUAAUUAUUCAAAAGAUGGUGAUGAAUUCAAUGAUACUUCAAAUUCUGGAUCUACACCUGAUCAUAUAACUCCUAAUCCAAAUUAUUAUCAAGAUGAUAAUAUUUUAGAAAAUAAUUCAUCAGUUUAUUCUGGUGAAGAAAAUACUCAAAAAUCACCAGCUAAGAAUCAAUCAUUAGGUGCAAAAUUAAAAGAUUCAAUAGUACGUAAAUUAUCAACUAAAAAAUCCACCAAAUCGCCAACUAAAUCAAAAGAUCCUAAAAAUGUAUCAAGAGUAAGUGAUACUUUAGUCAAUGAUACAUAUUACGAUGAUUAUGAUGAUGUAGAUUCAGAUGAAAAAAAAGAAUUAGCACCUCAACAACCACAACAACAUCCAAUAAUUACAAAAGUUUCAAAUCCUUACUUAAAUAAUAAUUCUCAAUAUCAACAACAACAACAACAACCCGGUCAUAAUAGAAAUGAAUCAACUUUAUCACAAAUUAAUAACCAGAAUCCAACAAAUACAAAAGAUAUUCUUUAA